This is a messenger RNA of Psylliodes chrysocephalus, 602 nucleotides long. Lineage: Eukaryota; Metazoa; Arthropoda; Insecta; Coleoptera; Chrysomelidae. The record is from the annotation of a GenBank genome assembly.
AGACAAAAUGAAAUUUUUCGCAACCAUUUCUUUCUUCAUCGCAAUUUCAAUGGCGUCUGCUGACGUCUUAAGUGACUGCAAAUGUGGGACAGGAUACAAACCGACUAAGACAAAUGAUGGAAAAGUUCAAUGUGAUGGGAUAAUGCUGUUGCACAGUAAACCAUGUAACAUUCCAGAAUACCCUCAUUGUGAUUGUAGUGGCACUGUUACUGGUAUACUGAGUGAUUAUACUGGGACAUGGUGCUCUGAGAACAAACUUGGUAAAGAACAAAGGAGAUGGCGCUGCGAGAAUACCCAGGAAUGGGACACUUUUUACAGAGAACAUCCAGAUCUUGUUCCAAAAACUACUACUGAAAACUGAUGUGAAUAAUUAUUUGGUUAUUAAAUAACCUAAAGCUGUGUAUUAUUUUUUGUAACAAUAUAAUAUUAGAUGAAACAAAUUAUGUGAUUAAAACCAUGAAUAAAAUCAAUGUAGAUUUUUUACACAAAUUGGAGUAGGAAAAUGUUGUUUUAAUUCUUAUUAUACCCUUCAUACAGUUUUAUGUAAAGAGUAUUAAAGGUUUACUUUAAAAAAAUAAAAAUUUUUAAUAUUUAAAAAAUUU